CUCGAUCACACCUGGACCAAGGGCAGGUCCGACAUCAUGUCGACAUGUCGCAGGAAGGGAGGCACAGGAGCGACGAACCAUCCUCUUCCUUCCCGAUAUCCUCUCCUACGUUUUGGACCGAGGCUGUCAGAGCUGCGAGUCCACUCUGGGAUCAAUCGACACAGAGCGGCAAACGAUGUCUCGUGGAUGUAGAAGCAAGUGAAGAGGUCGUAGCGGACUCAGGCUGGGAUGAGUCAAAAGAAAGAUUGCACGAAAGCAAGAGGGCUCGGUCAAGCUCGCCUUCACCCACGACUACUCUCUCGUAUCUUCCGAAUCGACUGGGUCCAUUCAUUCAAGACGAUCCUCAUGCCUACCUCGCGAAUCCAGAGUAUGCACCGAAUGCAUUUGGUGACAUCGGUGACUAUAUGCGAAAGAAGGAGAUCAAGGUUCAAACGCAGAACAGGGACAUAGCUCUGGCAUCAGCUGCCGAAGGAACCCCACAGAUCUUUGCUGGACUAUCAUUUUAUAUCAAUGGGAAUACUCAUCCGCCGAUGGAAGAGCUCCGCAAGAUGAUCCUUCAACGUGGCGGCGAAGUCAGACCGGUUCUGAGGAGCAAGGGAAUGGUCAAAUACAUCAUCGCGCCAAUGCUUACCCUGCAGAAGUUCAAGCUUUUCCAAAACUACAAGGUAGUUCGUGAAGGUUGGAUCACGGAGAGUUGCAAAGAGGGCAAGCUGCUGGAUUGGUCAAGGUGGAAAUUGCAAGUUCAGGGAGGCUGGGAAGAGAGUAGUAGGAAAGGGCUUGAGGGCUUCUUGGGCGGCAGUCAGGCUGUCAGAACAGAGGAUCUCAAGCCACAGGAGUUCGAGCCUUCCAAUCCAGCUCCAAUCCCGAAGACGGAGGAUGAGGUUGAUCCGCACGCGGCAAAAACCAUUGAGCCCAUUGCACUCGCCUCAGCAACUCAGAGUCUCUUGCGACCUGUCAGAGCGACGCCGAUCCCCAUCAGUCCAGGUGCCAUCAAGCCUGAGUCUCCCGCCAAGGAACCCGUCCUGACCAAGAUUCACAAACCGGAGGGUGUCUGGGAACACUACUAUUCAAAAGACUCCAACGUAGAUGCUGCGAGACUUAUGAAGGAUCAAGAGUGGCGGUUGAAGAACACAGCCGAGCGAGGGAACGAGGGCGGAUUCAUUGACGGAUAUUAUCAAAACAGUCGACUGCAUCAUCUGUCUACAUGGAAAGCAGAACUCAAAGUGCUCGUUGCUGCUGCUCAAAAGCAAUCUGAAGAGCAAUCUCUAGUCAAGCCGUCUACAUCUUCGUUGUCACCGUAUACACUGUCAACAUCCACACUACCCCGUACUGCUCAAAUCUCGCCUGUCGCUAGGGACAAGAUUCUUUUCCACGUCGAUUUUGAUUGUUUCUUUGUGUCUUGUGGUAUUGCCAGUCGUCCGCAUCUGAAGGGCAAACCCGUCGUCGUUUGUCAUUCUCAAGCUGGAAAGGGCGCUUCCAGCACGUCGGAAAUUGCCAGUGCAAGCUACGAGGCCAGAGCGAAGGGAGUUCAGAAUGGUAUGAGCUUGGGUCGAGCGAGAGCAUUGGUUGGCAACGACCUCCAAACGAUUCCCUAUGAAUUCGACACGUACAAGAAAUUCUCCCUCGCCUUCUAUACCGUUCUCAUGGCGUAUGCGGAUGAGCUCCAAGCAGUCAGUGUGGACGAGGCAUUGAUAGAUGUUACGUCCGCCGUCGCUGCGAGGGCCCUGGUUCCUGAGGAGGCAUUCCCUCCGGACGAUACAAGCAGUAGCAUCCGCCGGCUCAGAGAUCCUGCCGUAGAGAUCGCGGAGCAUAUCAGGGAUGAAGUCCGCAAGCUGACUGACGGCUGCGAAGUUAGCAUCGGUAUCGCACACAACAUCCUACUCGCCAAGCUAGCUACGAGAAAGGCUAAGCCGGCUGGAGUUUUCCAUCUCGAGCCUGACAAAAUUCCCGAUUUCAUUGCCCCACUAGACGUCGAAGACUUUCCCUCCAUCGGCUACUCCAUACGUCGAAGAAUAGAAGACAAAUUUGGAACUUCCAAGUGUGGAGAGUUGCUCCAACACUCUCAAGGGGCUUUCAAGGCUCUACUGGGUCAGAAGACUGGCGAGAUGGUCUAUGGCUAUCUAAGAGGUAUCGACAACAAAAGACUGGAGCCGCAUAAAGAGCGGAAGAGUAUCAGUGCUGAGAUGAAUUAUGGCAUCCGUUUCCAGAAUCAAGAGCAAGCCGAGAUCUGCGUCAAGGACCUCGCCGCUGAAGUGUCAAAACGAAUGAAACAGGUUAAUGCCAAAGGCAAACUGCUCACAUUGAAACUGCUAUCAAGGCACCCCGAUGCCCCUAUCGAGCCGCCGAAGUUCCUCGGCCACGGCUGGUGCGAGACGUACAACAAGUCCUCCCCGAUUCAUAACAAGGGAGGGUCCGCAACAGACGAUGCCGAGAUCCUCGGAAUUGAGGCGAUCAAGCUUCUGCGAGCGAUGAGACUGGAUCCCGCGGAGCUUCGAGGGGUCGGUAUACAGAUCACAAAACUUGACGGGGAGAAACCAGUAGAACGCGAACCUGGACAGGCUGUACUAAGCUUUGGCUCCAAAGUGCAUACCAAGUCGGAACCCGGCACACCCGAUCGAGAAAUCUCCAUAAACAAGGGAGAGAAUCUGGAGUCUAGUCCGAAUAUGAUUGACGAGCCGACUCGACAAGGAUCAAGUCCUUUGGCCGAAUCACCUUCAAUCUUUCAUGACCCAAGAUCGCCCAGUCCCGAGCAUCACCCUGCGAGGCCCGCAAACCCAUCACCGCCCCUCACUCGAAGGCGAUCUGCAAUUUUAAACCACCACAAUGCCGAAGCUGGGCCGUCUCGUCUCCAAGAGUCUUCAGACGGCAUUGAUGCUGAAUUCUUAGCAGCCUUGCCGCCUGAGCUAAGGCAAGAGGUCAAACGGGACUUUGGGCGAUCUCGACAAGCGGCACGAGCAGUCGAACCUCCUGCACCGAAACCGACACAUGCACCCGUGCCUGCGAGAACGAAGGGAAAGAACUCGUUUGCCCAUAUCACCAAGCAGCUGCGCCCGAAAACUAAGACCCAGCUCAAAGCCUCUGCUAUAGCCGAUCUCGAGUUGUACGGUGCGUGGGCGAAGAACCAGGAUUCGAACCAGGCCUCGAAGCCCACCAGCGAUGCGAUUCAGCAGGACCGUCAGGAAGUUGUCUCUGUAGUCAGUGACGAAGAAGAGGAUUCCACAAUUGGGAGAUACAGAACAUCCGAGUUGCGUGAGAUCGGGAUCGAUCCUGAAGUAUUCGGCGAGCUACCAGAAGACAUGAGGGAUGAGAUUGUUGCAGAGGAGCGGAGAAAGGUCCAGCAACGCAAGAUUCUCCAUCGACCAGCAGAUACCUCCCGCGCUCGAGCAAGAGCCACCGGAACGGGCUACACUCGAACCGCCUCACUCUCACCAUCAAGGACAUCCCGAGCAGGUUCGAUACCACCUGUAGGGAAACCUUUAGCCUCAGUAUCUUUGCCUGCAAAGCCUACAUUGCUUACGGCGACGACAUUACCAGACGUGCUUGAAACAGUCACAAAGUGGAUCGAAAGUCGAGAGGGAGCGCCACCCGCCGCGAAGGACGCAGCUAAAGUCAAGAAGUAUCUCGUCAAAUGUAUGGACCCUCUAUCUGGGGCAACGGGAGUUGAAAUCGUGGUCGAAGUCCUCAGGUGGAUGAGGACUUUGAUUUCGGAACAAUGGAUGCACUCUCUACCUGGUCGUUCUGGAGAAGAUGACCCCGGCAGUCAAUGGUGGGCGGUGUGGAGAGACUUUAAGGGCGAGAUGGAUCAAUUAUCGAUCAACCGUUUUGGAGCUACAUUGCGGAUCUGAUUUAAAACAUCUCCCCUUUCCUACUUGGAUAUCAUCGAGAGCAGGGUUUCCAAUGUAUCUUCAGAACAAUGGACCUGCCUGUUCUCGGUCUUCUGCACAAGGGUUUUUGAUCCCUCACGGGUCUGCGCAGAGCCAGAGCUGACCUCGUGGACUUUGAGCUGGACUGCGUGAAUUAUGGCUGACAGAAUGUUGCUGUUUUGCAGAAUAAGUUCAAGGUCAGAGCAUCACUUUCACCAGUCAUUGGGAGCCAUCAAAUAUAACUAACCAUGGCACGAAUCGUCAGAUCAUUUCCAAGGUGGAUCGCGACGUGCGCUCGUAUGCAUUCAAGAGAACGCG
Kockovaella imperatae is the source of this 4181-nucleotide messenger RNA. RefSeq lists its product as hypothetical. Gene Ontology annotation, cellular component: nucleus. Gene Ontology annotation, molecular function: deoxycytidyl transferase activity; damaged DNA binding; DNA-directed DNA polymerase activity. The coding region runs from base 45 to 3845 and encodes 1266 amino acids. Gene Ontology annotation, biological process: error-free translesion synthesis; error-prone translesion synthesis. The record is from RefSeq and is a predicted model, not a curated record. The transcript is spliced from 6 exons. Lineage: Eukaryota; Fungi; Basidiomycota; Tremellomycetes; Tremellales; Cuniculitremaceae.